CGAUAACCUCUCGUUGGCAGUUAAACCAAAACACCUUUUUUUGUGACUCUUUUUUCCUCUUUCCUCCUUAAACUUUUCAAUUUAUCAACAAACCCCGAGAACCGCAAAUCUCGCUACCAUGAACCGCUUUGGCGAGGCCGGAGGACCCAUGCUGCAGAUGCCAUGGGAGAAGACCCUCACUACGGUAUCUGAGCGUCUCUGGUUAUUGCUGUGUACGGGCUGGCGUUCAGAUGUCACGGUUCAUGUACAGGGUGUGGCGAUGAAGGCUCACCGACUCAUCUUAGCCAUGAACUCCGCUGUGUUGGAGGAGAAGCUCUUCGACCAGAACGAAACAGCUUCGAACUCCCACCUCAUUCUCGCUGACGAUUCACCUGAAGCCUUCUACGCUGUCUUGGAAUAUAUGUACGGCGGUUGCCCCAAUCUGGUGAGCGUUCCCUUGGCUCUUAAGGUGAGCGACCUCGCCGUUAAGUACCAGAUGGAAGAUCUGCAUUCAGCUUGUUCGUUGUACAUCGUGCAUCACAUGAAAAGCGCCGGUUACCAAGUCGACAGCGCAGGUCGCCUUCCUGGCUACAGUCAGGACACAUUACCAGGUGGGUCCAUGGGUCAGCGACGAAGCACUGCAGAGGGAGAGCAAGUCUUUCUCGAGAAAGAAGUUCUUCCACAUGACUACUAACAAGAUGAAAAUUAUAGCAGAAGUGAUCCGUUCAGUUUCUUCAUACGCUACCAGAAUUUUCUUAUUUCAUUUCAGUAUUUAGUUUUCAGGUCAGAGGCGAGUGGUGUUUAUGAUCCCAUGUCAGUCGGAUAAGUUAGGAUAUAAACGAUUAUGCCACUAAAGUUACAGGAUUCAAGUAUCAUUUCAGGCAUAUCUUAAUUUUUACCUAAAUGAGGAACAAAUAAUUACUUCCCACCGUCUUUAUUUCGUUCUGAGGCAAAGCUUUGAAUUCACUGAUAAUUAUAGAAAUAGUGGUAUGAUGAUAGCAUGUUUCAUAAUGUAUUCUCUUUCUCACUACAUUCUCCAGGGAACACGGCCUGGCCUGUUUUUGUUCAGUAUACUUGUUUAAUCAGUUAAAUCACUAAUACUGUUCAGAUUUCUAAAUGGUAUAUCGUAAUAGGAUUUCAGUAGAGAAUAUAAACCUUUAAAUGAUUCGCCAUUUCAUACACUUUGCCAGUAUCGUGUUGUAUGUGGAGUAUCUUUUAUAUUAUACAGUGGACUACAUAUUUAACUUUAUCUGUUCUUUCUCAACCUAUGUUCUUGUGAUAUAUAUUUUUUUUCAUUUGAAGGUUUUGGUGAUAGAUAGUACAUUUAUUAUAACGAGUAUGACACUCAUCUAUCUUUAUUAAUAAGAACGUAUGAGCUGAUACAUUCACCUACCUUGCAAUUGUCACUUAAUGUAUUUUACAAGCAGUAUUAGCCGUUAUUAAGUUUGCAUUCUGAACUUUCACCCGUUGGCAAAGCAAGAAAUGAAGCAGCUUCCUCUGUUACAUUGACAAUAAACUCAUUUUCAAUAAUGCGAUGUAAUUUCAGUUGUUUUCACUUCAGAUGUUUAAACAGCGUUUUUUGCUUGAACGAGAUGUUUUUGCAAUUAUAAUGUACAUGAAAGAUCCUCUGAAAGACUCGACAGUCAAGUUUCUGUCUUAUACUUAUGAUUUAGUGUCGGUG
This is a messenger RNA of Penaeus monodon (black tiger shrimp), 1660 nucleotides long. RefSeq lists its product as uncharacterized. NCBI's taxonomy places the organism in Eukaryota, Metazoa, Arthropoda, Malacostraca, Decapoda, Penaeidae. The coding region runs from base 119 to 673 and encodes 184 amino acids. The transcript has 5 exons. The record is from RefSeq and is a predicted model, not a curated record. Gene Ontology annotation, molecular function: protein binding.